Molecule: messenger RNA, 735 nt
Organism: Lachancea lanzarotensis
Lineage: Eukaryota; Fungi; Ascomycota; Saccharomycetes; Saccharomycetales; Saccharomycetaceae
Gene: MPD2
Product: LALA0S08e02212g1_1
Exons: 1
Coding region: 1-735 (244 amino acids)
Biological process (GO): protein folding
Cellular component (GO): endoplasmic reticulum
Molecular function (GO): protein disulfide isomerase activity
Source: RefSeq, a predicted model, not a curated record
AUGAGAUUGCUACAGAUCUUUACGGUUGCAAUGUCAACUCUUCUAGUCGCCUGCCGCGUGGAGGAAGUGGCGUCAUUGGACUUUUUCUAUGACACUAUAAACCGCGAUGCUUACACUGUGGUCAAGUAUUUUACGACUUGGUGUUCGCAUUGCAAGGGACUUGGUCCUGUUUUUGAACAACUGAGUGAAAAGUUCGACAAUUCUGCAGCCAAUGUUACCUUUCUGGAGGUGAAUUGUGAGGUGUUCGCUUCUACAAUAUGCAGAAGAUUACCGGGAUUCCCAAUGGUUGAGGUUAUCAAGCCACUGACAGAGCCAGAAAAGAUGGAUGUUGAGCUUGAAGCUCCAGUUAAGAAACCUUGGUGGUCUAGAGUUAUCAAUUCGAUCAAAAAUCGGGCUUUCAGCGCAACGUGGGAUAUGGAUCUUAACAGAGUGGUGGAAUUUAAAGGAAGCAGGGAUUUGCCCAUUUUGACCAAUUUUGUGGAGAAAGUGAUUGAAAGCACCGAGCAGGAAACUAAGGUCGAGCGUAUAUUAUCUGAUCGCAGUUGUCCUGACGAAGACUGCAUAUCAUUGAGAAAGUACUUAUCGCUGGUUAAAGAUGUAAAGAAAGAGAUCAGAAAGCUGGAAAAUACGUUGGAGAUUGACGAAAAUAAAGAUUCGGAAACCACCAAAUUGAAAAUUGCUUUGCUAAGGGCCCUGGAAAACACAAGACAGGCUGAAAACCGUGAUGAGUUGUAA